This is a messenger RNA of Acyrthosiphon pisum (pea aphid), 1509 nucleotides long. RefSeq lists its product as uncharacterized. The record is from RefSeq and is a predicted model, not a curated record. Bases 112 to 918 code for a protein of 268 amino acids. NCBI's taxonomy places the organism in Eukaryota, Metazoa, Arthropoda, Insecta, Hemiptera, Aphididae. The transcript is spliced from 2 exons.
ACAAUAAAAGGUGGAAGUAAUAAGGUAGUUUGAAAGAUAAUUGGCGUUCAUUCAAUGAUUUAACUCAGAAGUUGGUAGUUCGCCUUUUUAAAAUUUUCGUCAAGAUAAACCAUGUCCGAUAACUACAGUGAUGACAAUGAUAGUUUAAAUUUAACUGUAAAAGAACGUAUCGAAAAAUUUUCCAAAGAACAUAAUUUUACAGUUAAUGAAACAUCUUUGAAGUUUCAACGACUUAUAUCUAUUUUUGAAAAAGAAGAAUCGGAAACAAAAUUUAAAUCUCUGUCACAGAGACGGUUGAAGACAGCGACCACGAAGGCGGCAGAGGUGACGAGAAAAGCCGAGCGAUCUGACGGAGUGGACGAAGCGGAAGAUGCGGAUGAAGCGGAUGUAUCAUCGACGGACGGUUCGGAACGGUCAGAUCACAGGCCAGCCCAAGGAGUUGCCGUCCCAAGUGGCCGGACUUCCUCGACUAGCGCAGCGUACACGUCCACCGUGUCCGUUACGAACCACGGCGGCGGUUGGAUAGGACAUCCGGAGCGGAACCUAUUGUUUGUCAUUCACCCGUGGUGCAUGUUACACAAGUCGGGUGUGGACAGGCAGUCGGAAUUUCCGCCACCUGGAUUUCUGGAACGCCUCAAAGCCAAGCUAAUGGCCCUGCACUGCCAGUCGGACGAGCAGCAGCGGCACAGCCCGUCCACGGCCACGGUGGUCAGGCGGCGCCGACACACCCACCAGAGGAUCAAGUGUUGGUUCCAGUACACGGCGACUGCGCUGGGCGACGGAGGGUCGACCGCCAUGACGACUGUCCACGCCGCUUAUCCACGAAACGAACCGGCGUCGGUGGUCGAUUUCCUGUCCGUCUGGCAGCGUUGCGCCAAUAGCGUCGCAGCUGCUUGCAGGGCGGCUGACCGCGACUGAUAGUAUUUUUAAGUAUAAUUAUAUUAUGUUUAUACAUAUUAUACUUUUGAAUUUAUUAUAAAUUAUAAUAUAAUAUAUUGUAGUCUGGAUCUGAUACCUAUUAUACAUUAUUUAGGUACACACAUAGGUGGUUCACAUCGUAUAUACAGGCGGGGCUGGGUGAAUAGGUGACCAUUAAGUCCCAAAUAAUUGGGUAAAUAUUAUUUACCGGUAAACUGAGUACGAAAAUCUUAAACAUCUUAAGUAAAUUGAGUCCAAGAAUAAUAUAAUUUCAUUUUCUAAAAAUACUUUAUAAAUAUAAAAAGUAAAAUUGUCUACAUUCUGGAAAACCCAAUUAGUAAUUAUCGAUUUUUCAAUGGAAUGUUUAAUAAUUCUCAUCCAAACAUCUAUAGUUUUAUUGAUAUACAUGCAAAUAUGUAACAAAUAGAUUAUUAUAAAAAAAAAAAAAGAUAACUUUAGAAAAAGACAUUUAUUUUGAGACAAGAAAUGGUGAAAUGGUGAAAAUAAAAAUAUUUUAUGACUUGAAUUUGUUGAACUCAUUUAAUAUACAUUUUUACCCUGUUCCUGUACAUAAUAAAAAUAGUGAUAAAA